This is a messenger RNA of Eruca vesicaria subsp. sativa (arugula), 426 nucleotides long. NCBI's taxonomy places the organism in Eukaryota, Viridiplantae, Streptophyta, Magnoliopsida, Brassicales, Brassicaceae. The record is from the annotation of a GenBank genome assembly.
AGGAAACUGAAAGUAGCAAAAAAGGAAAGAAAGAAAAAAACAAAUGGCAAAGAUCAUGUGCUUCCUUACUCUUUUGAUGAUUUUUAUGUUGAUCUCCACAGGGAUACCGAAUGGAAAAGCUCAAUGUGAGGAACCUGGAGAACCAAUUGAAACGUUACCGACAGACGUAUGCGAUAUUGUGGAUGGGCAAAGUCUUUGCGACCUUACUUGCUUCAAGAUAGCAGGGUAUAUCCGCGGCGAAUGUGACACAGAAAAAGUUUGUCAUUGUUACAGUUGCCCAGCUUAAACUUACGACUUCUGCUGCUUGGAAAUAACCAUCAGUUCGAUCAGUUGAACAUACUUUGAUCUUUGUAUUUGAGUGUCUAUGUGUGUUUGGAAUAAAGAGAUUUUUAAUUUUACUACAAACCUUCAAGUUUACUUUUAAAC